Molecule: messenger RNA, 813 nt
Organism: Trichechus manatus latirostris (Florida manatee)
Lineage: Eukaryota; Metazoa; Chordata; Mammalia; Sirenia; Trichechidae
Product: ret finger protein-like 4B
Exons: 1
Coding region: 1-813 (270 amino acids)
Molecular function (GO): protein binding
Source: RefSeq, a predicted model, not a curated record
AUGGCCAAGAGUCUGAAAACAGAAGUAACCUGCCCUGUUUGUCUGGAUUUUUUCUCCAAACCAUUUUCACUCUCCUGUGCACACACCUUCUGUUGCGACUGCAUUGAAACUUGGAUUCGAGAAAGGAAGGAGUCCGUAUUGACCUGCCCGAUGUGUCGAGAAAUAAAUGAGAAACAUUUUUUGCAAGGAUGGCAAAUUACAGCAUUGACAUUUCUCAUCAGGCAGCAUGGUCCCCUACUGGAAGAAAGACUGCACUUGAGUGAUGGACUCCUGAGGUCCCGAGACGAUAUGACCCUGGAUGCAGCUACUGCCAACUCCUUACUUGUCCUCUCCAGUGACCUCAGGAGUGUUCAGUGUGGGAAGAUCUGCAACAACCCAAUGGAAGAUCCUAAUAGAUUCACCCACAUGACCUGUGUCCUUGGCACCCCCUGCUUCUCCACUGGCUGCCAUUACUGGGAGGUGGAAGUGGGAGAGGGGAAAGAAUGGUCUCUGGGUGUCUGCAAGGAGUCUGUGGACAGAAAAGGGAAGAGCAGUUUAUCCUCUGAGCUUGGCUUCUGGACCAUUAGCAUGAGCGCAGGGGCAAUCUGCAGCAGCUCCUUUCCACAGACCAGAAUUUCUGCAAGCUCUAGCCUUCACUGUGUGGGAAUUUUCCUGGAUGUUGACAUGGGAGAAGUAAAGUUUUUUGAUGUUAGAAAUGAUGCCCUCAUCUAUACACAUAGUGACCUCUCCUGUUUGGAGCCUCUGCACCCGUUCUUCUGUCCUGAGCUGCCUGGAGAAGGUGACAGUGGAGCCCCCUUGAGAAUCUGUCCAUGA